AUUGAAAAGGCAAAUCCUCGAGCCCAAUUGCAAGGAAAAGUUAAAAUACCAGUCAAAAUGAGCACCCCAUCUACCCCAAUACGAAAAAAGCGCACCACCAGUAAGUUGGUUGUCCUAAAUGAAGAGGAGUUGAUACAUCAAGUUCAUUUGCGGCCCAUACUCUACGAUCGUACCUUAAAAUCCUUUCGAAAACCUUCAAUGCGUUUGUUGCACUGGCAGGAGGUUAGCGAUGCCAUGGGAGCCACAACUGGUGAGUGUAGGCGAAGAUGGAGGUCUUUGAGAGAUGCAUUUGCAAAACACUAUAAACAAAUCCAAAGGACAGAGGAUGAACAUGUACGAAAUAAACAUAGAAAAUGGGUAUUUUAUGAUCAGAUGGCAUUUAUGAUACCCUACAUGGACAAUGCUAGUUAUGCUCUGGAUGAUCAUCUCAUUGAAGAAUUUGGUGACAACUCCGAUGACCAAAGUGUACACUGUGAGACAACGGUAAUAGCACCCUCUCAAGAAACUGAAAAUAACAAAUUGUCAUCUAGCAUCGAAGAGCAUAACGAUAAUCAUGCUCAUCAAAAUACUGUCUCAGUUCAGGCUACAGAUUUUAUGCCCGUACCGGAAGAAACUGUGGUGGUGUCAAAAGAGAAUUUCGAUUUCACUAGAGCACAAACACACCACACUAUGGCCUCACAUCAUCAUACAUCAUGCAGUAAUGCACUUCACUGUUAUGAUUCCGAUGAAAAAUUCCUACUUAGCUGUGCCCCUGCAAUGCGUAGAUUAACCAAUAGACAGAAUGCCCGUGCCCGCCUGGAGAUACAGCAAAUUCUUUUUGAUAUUGAAUUUGGUAAUCGUGAAAAUCAUCAUUAG
Messenger RNA from Stomoxys calcitrans (stable fly), 855 nucleotides. RefSeq names its product transcription factor Adf-1. Gene Ontology annotation, biological process: regulation of transcription by RNA polymerase II. Lineage: Eukaryota; Metazoa; Arthropoda; Insecta; Diptera; Muscidae. The coding region runs from base 58 to 855 and encodes 265 amino acids. Gene Ontology annotation, cellular component: nucleus; transcription regulator complex. The record is from RefSeq and is a predicted model, not a curated record. Gene Ontology annotation, molecular function: DNA binding. The transcript has 2 exons.